AUGGCCCUUCCUCCUGCCGGUGACACACCAACACAACCUCCCCCCAACAACAGAUUAGAGACCGUUGAACAUGGAGAGACGCGAGAGAACGCGAGAAAACACAACGCACCAACUAACCAACCUAAUGCGCCGAUAUUCUUAUACUCCGUCGCAAGACAACUAGAUUACUCAACUCCCGCAGAAGACGAAAUGUCUCAACGAGGACCAUCAAGUUCUUCCGAGAAGACGGAUGCUCCCAAAUUCAACGGAUCGGAUCCAAAAUUGUAA
Caenorhabditis remanei is the source of this 267-nucleotide messenger RNA. RefSeq lists its product as uncharacterized. The record is from RefSeq and is a predicted model, not a curated record. Bases 1 to 267 code for a protein of 88 amino acids. The transcript is spliced from 2 exons. NCBI's taxonomy places the organism in Eukaryota, Metazoa, Nematoda, Chromadorea, Rhabditida, Rhabditidae.